UUAAAAAAAGAAAAAAAGAGAGAAGAACAGAGCAGUUUGACUUAUUGAGGUGGCUGAUCGUUGUGUUUGGAAACUCGUUUUGGAAAUGGCCGCUGAGACUGAGAAUGAGAAGGAAGGAGUGUGUGUAACAGGUGGAGGAGGGUUCCUUGCUUCAUGGGUCAUAAAGAUACUUCUCUCCAAGAACUAUUUUGUACACGCAACCGUUAGACAACCCGGAGAUGUGAAGUAUGCUCAUUUAAUCGAAUUUGAGAACGCAUCCACAAACUUGAAACUAUUCAAGGCAGACCUACUAGAUUACGAAUCCAUAUGCUCUGCAGUUGAGGGGUGCAUUGGAGUAUUCCAUGUUGCUAGUCCAGUUCCUUCAACCAAAGUCUCAAACCCUGAGGUGGAAGUGAUUGAGCCUGCUGUGAAGGGCACACUUAAUGUACUGAAAGCAUGUGUUGAAACAAAAGUUAAGCGGGUUGUUGUUGUGUCCUCUGUUUAUGCUUUGAUGUUGAAUUCAAGCUGGCCCAAGGAUCAAGUGAUGGAUGAAACUUGUUGGUCUGACAAGGAAUAUUGUAGAACUACAAAGAACUGGUAUGGUCUUUCUAAAACGGAAGCAGAAAGUGAGGCCUUAGAAUUUGCAAAAAGAAGUGGCCUUGAUGUUGUAACUGUAUGUCCAUCCUUUAUUUGGGGCCCAAUUCUGCAGCCUACAGUGAAUGCAACUAGCUUGGUUCUCAUUAAACUUCUGAAAGAUGGGUUUGAAUCACUGGAAAACAAGCUUCGAUUGAUUAUAGAUGUACGUGAUGUAGCUGAGGCACUACUCCUUGCCUAUGAGAAUCCUGAGGCUGAAGGAAGAUACAUAUGCACGGCACACACAAUCAAGGCAAAGGAUAUUGUUGACUUGCUAAGGAGUAUAUACCCCAAUUAUAACUAUCCUAAGAACUAUACUGAAGUUCCAGAAGAAGGAAGGCUGAGUUCCGAGAAAUUGCAAAAAUUGGGUUGGAGUUUCCGGCCAUUGAAGGAAACUCUAACUGAUUCUGUUGAAAGCUAUCGCAAAGCUGGAAUAGUUGAUUGAAAAGCAAACCACAGUUUGGUUUAAUGCAAUGAUUGCAAAGCAAACCUAAGUUUGGAUAAUAAGUGAUUAUCGGAAUUAAUUCUGUUAUACCAAGUUUUAUUCUUAAUCUUAUUAUACUCUCCUAUGUGGUAACCUUUUAAGAUAAUAAGUGAGUUUGAAUCCUAUUUCAUUAUA
Quercus robur (English oak) is the source of this 1231-nucleotide messenger RNA. RefSeq names its product cinnamoyl-CoA reductase 1-like. Gene Ontology annotation, molecular function: oxidoreductase activity, acting on the CH-OH group of donors, NAD or NADP as acceptor. The transcript is spliced from 6 exons. The coding region runs from base 86 to 1057 and encodes 323 amino acids. The record is from RefSeq and is a predicted model, not a curated record. Lineage: Eukaryota; Viridiplantae; Streptophyta; Magnoliopsida; Fagales; Fagaceae.